UCUAGACCGUCGGUGCCUGAACAGGGGGGAGGGCACGAGUCUACGCGGGUCCAGGCCUUUUGCUGCUGGUUCUGGACUUUUUGGGGCUGAUGAGCUGUGGCUGCUAUUUUAGGUCACGUGUGGUGAUGACUAAGAAGGGGGACAAACAGAGCAAACAUGCCCGCGGCGGAGGUGGGAUGGUUCCCCUAUGACUCCGAAUGCUUGGCGGAGUUUUUGUGCCUUUCCUGGAAAAAGAAAGAAGAAUCACAGGCUGUGUUGGGAACGGUGUUGUCGGCUGUUCUGUUUUUUUUUUUUUUAUUUUUCCCCGUCGGUAUUUCGAAUCGCGCAUUCAUCUUGGGUGAAAUUUGUCCUAGGACGCGAAAAGCUUCUUAUUUGAAGGGAGGGGUGGAAAAAAAAAACUAAGUCACCAUAAUCAAUGGGUCCGAAGCAAAAAGGCGGAGGUGGGAAGCAGAGGGGAAAUGCAGCGGAGGAGGUAGAGGAGACUCUGCAGGCAGUUGUCCUUGCAGACACCUUCGAGACGAGAUUCGAGCCCUUUACCCUCGACAGACCUAGGUGUCUAUUGCCCCUUGCGAACACCCCGUUGAUCGAAUAUACCCUGGAAUUCCUCGCCAAUGCAGGUGUCGAAGAGGUGUUUUUGUAUGGAGGGGCUCAUUCAGACAAACUGGAGAAAUACAUCAAUGCGUCGAAAUGGAGAGCGCCGUCAUCGCCCUUUAAACAACUGAAUUUCCUUAAGUCUACGUCUACCUCUGUGGGAGAUGUUAUGCGGGACCUCGAUGGAAAGCAUCUCAUCACUGGCGACUUCAUUGUUGUCAGCGGUGAUGUUAUUAGUAACCUGCCUAUUGAAGGCGCAUUGGCCAGACACCGUGCUCGCCGCGAGUCCGACAAGAAUGCGAUCAUGACCAUGAUCCUGAGAGAAGCCGGCCGGAACCACCGCACAAAGUCGUCGUCCGUCUCGCCCGUGUUCGUCGUCGACCCAACCAAGGACCGUUGUUUGCAUUACGAAGAAAUCGAUCAUCACAGCACAGAGCACUCGCCACGCUUGAACAUUGACACCGAGAUCAUGCUAUCCCACUCCGAACUUGAUAUUCGACAAGACUUGAUCGACUGCAACAUUGAUAUCUGUACCCCCGAUGUGCUGAGUUUGUGGUCCGACAGCUUCGACUACCAGACUCCCCGGAAGCAGUUCUUGUAUGGUGUGCUUAAGGAUUAUGAGCUGAAUGGAAAGACAAUCCACACCCACGUCAUCAAGGAAAACUAUGCUGCAAGAGUACGAAACCUGAAGGCAUACGAUGCUAUUAGCAAGGAUAUUCUCGCGAGAUGGACAUACCCCUUAUGCCCAGACACCAACUUGCUUCCCGGCCACACUUAUGACCUCCGGAAGGGUAACCUGUACCAAGAACAAGGCGUGACUCUGGCUCGAUCCUGUGUCGUUGGCCGUCGGACAGUCAUCGGUCAAGGUACAAGCAUCGGUGAUAAGAGCACAGUGAAAAACACAGUCCUUGGACGGAACUGCAAGAUCGGCAAGAACGUCACCCUGGAUGGUGCUUAUAUCUGGGAUGGGGUUGUUAUUGGUGAUGGAACGAACGUCCAACAAGCUAUUAUCGCCCACAAGGCUGUUGUUGGAAAGAACUGCACGGUCAAAUCUGGAGCUCUUCUCUCAUACGAUGUGAAGAUCGCCGACGGAGUGACCGUUGGUGAAGGAAGACGCGUAACCAAAGCCCCGAAGGAAGAUGGAACUGAGGUCGCAGAUGACCCUGGAGUGGUUGGUGAAGGAGGCGAGGGCUACGAGUACAUCCGCGACGAAGAUGAGGAUGAUGAAGAUGAUAAUGCAAGCAAUGCCUCGUCGGGAUUGGUUUACAAUAUGGGCCAGCUUUCUCUUUCUACAGAUUCCAUCUCUACCCUAUCCUCCGAGGUAUCAGAUUUCGGCGGAUCUCGAGCAAGCUAUGACUCCGACUCUGAUGAGGAGGGCGGAAACGAGAACUUCGUCCAAGAUGCUGCUGCCAGCGUCUACGACAGUUUGCGGGACGGCGUUACUUCGGAUGUUGUACAACUGGAGCUGGUCAGUUUGCGAAUGACGGCCAAUGCCUCAGACCAUGAAGUGCGGCGAGCCGUUGUGUCGGCCUUUAUGAAGUGGGCCCAGCAACUGAUAGACGGCGGCAAGGGAGCUGGUGAGGCAGUCCGGGAAAUCUUUGGCAAGUACCGUGAGAUUGUCGACCGGUCUAUCUUCGAUCGGGACAGCGCUGCGAAGCCAGACCAAGUCGACCUGUUGGUUCUUCUUCAGCAGGAUCUCGCCCAGCGCAACAAGGGUGACAUGGUUCUCCUGUUCACCGCAAAGGAGCUGUAUGAUCUGGAGAUCGUGGACGAGGAAGCAUACGAGCAGUGGUGGGACGAUGAGCGAUCCAGCAACAGCGAAGAGAUGAAGAAGGUGCGGGCUCAAACCCAGCAGUUUGUGGAUUGGCUUGCAAAUGCCGAGGAAGAGGAAAGCAGCGAGGAAGAAGAUGACGAUGACGACGAUGACGAAGAAGAAGAAGAAGAAAGCGAGGAGGAAUGAAUUAAAUAGAAUAGAAAAAUGCGUUAUGUUUGAAUGAAAGAUCAAAAAAGUUAUUACCAAAAUCUCCCUGGCAGAUGGAUGCCUUCAAGGCUGCGAUUGAUGAUGUAGGGAUCGACAGUACAGAUAAAAAUAAUAUGGGGUUGGAUGUGAUUCAUAGCAAUAGCAGGUGAUAGUUGCCUGGAAAGAAACAGUAUUUUACCAGCCUUUGUAAUAAUGAGAGGUCAGGUCAUCUGCGUCUGUCACACCCUUGACUCUUGAUUUCUUCAUCCUCGAACCUUUCAACGUCUUCAUCUUUUCUUCUUCCAUCUUGGGCUUGAAGUCUUUUGGUUUGACUGGCUGACAUCAUCUCUCUUCUACUGGCCCUGUGCCUCUUGGGUAGUAACUAGGGCGUGUUGUUCUCCAG
This is a messenger RNA of Aspergillus wentii DTO 134E9, 2954 nucleotides long. Its product is annotated as translation initiation factor eIF2B catalytic subunit epsilon. Gene Ontology annotation, cellular component: eukaryotic translation initiation factor 2B complex. The record is from RefSeq and is a predicted model, not a curated record. Gene Ontology annotation, molecular function: translation initiation factor activity; guanyl-nucleotide exchange factor activity; translation initiation factor binding. Bases 416 to 2551 code for a protein of 711 amino acids. The transcript is spliced from 6 exons. Gene Ontology annotation, biological process: biosynthetic process. Lineage: Eukaryota; Fungi; Ascomycota; Eurotiomycetes; Eurotiales; Aspergillaceae.